Molecule: messenger RNA, 3013 nt
Organism: Dermacentor albipictus
Lineage: Eukaryota; Metazoa; Arthropoda; Arachnida; Ixodida; Ixodidae
Product: zinc finger protein ZFP2-like
Biological process (GO): regulation of transcription by RNA polymerase II
Molecular function (GO): DNA-binding transcription factor activity, RNA polymerase II-specific; RNA polymerase II cis-regulatory region sequence-specific DNA binding
Source: RefSeq, a predicted model, not a curated record
UCCGCUCGUUUUGGGCAUUGAGUGCGCAUGCGCUGAGAUACAACAUCGCGCAUACGUGAGUAGACGCCAGUUCGUUCCCAUCGAAACAUCAGGCAUGGCUGAAGAAAGAAGCAGCGUAUACACGCCUCCUGUGUUCAGCUUCAUGGACGAAGCAACCAUAACUUCAAGCCAUGACAACACCCAGGGCGCUUCGUCUUCUUUGGGCGCCUACCCAACAAUUCCUGAGACCACUGGUGUUGGCGAAUGGGACACGCAGUACCAUCCAGCUGGUGCGGCAUCGACCGUCUCCGGGCAUACACACAGCACAGAAACCAGAAGCACAAAUUCCACACUUCUGGUUUACAGCAGCAGUGGCGGCCUCUACAAUGCAGUGACCAGCACAAGCUAUGCGCGCAUGGAGAAACCAUCCGGGACUUUUGGAAACGACGCUUGGAAUUCUACAGGAAGCGAAGGAAAGGAAGAACAAGAGCUGUUCGUUGUCUGCGGCAAUGUUUCGAGCGGAGAGGAUGUCUUACAUGGGCACGCCAACGAACACAAGGACGAUACAGCCCACACUUGCAAAACAAGCGAUGUAACGGUUGUCAAGGUUUCGAACUUCGUAAAACACUGCCAGAAUACAACACGCAAACCACACAAAUGCGAAUCCUAUGGCAAACCGUCCGGCCAGGCUGCUAACCUGGCGGCACAUUGCCGCACACAUACAUGCAAGACACCCUACAUUUGCAUUAUAUGUGAUCAGUCGUUCCGGCAGUCUAUUCACCUAGAUAACCAUAUGUGUAUGCAUACAGGCGAGAAACCCUACAUUUGCAAAAUUUGUGAUAAAUCGUUUCGGAAGUCUGUCCACCUACAUAACCAUAUGCGCACGCAUACAGGUGAGAAACCCUACGCUUGCAAUAUAUGUGAUAAAUCGUUCCGGCAGUCUGUCCACCUAGGUAACCAUAUGCGCACGCAUACAGGUGAGAAACCCUACGUUUGCAGUAUAUGUGAUCAAUCGUUCCGGCAGUCUAGUAAUCUAGAUAACCACAUGCGCACGCAUAUAGGCGAAAAACUCUACAGUUGCAAAAUAUGUCGUAAAUCGUUCACGCGGUUGGCGAGUCUCCGUAGACACCAGCAGACUCACACAGACGGAAAACCCCAUGUCUGUCAAACAUGCUGGAAACCAUUCAAACUCUACUGGCACAGUAGUGAUAAAGCGUUCGUUUGCGAUAUAUGUCACCGACAAAGGAAGCCCGGAGAUAAAACGCCGUAUGAGUGUACGCAGGGUGGAUUUCUUUUCCCAGAGAAAGAAACGCUCGAUGAGCAUCUGUGGCAGAGUAAUACGUGCUACUUAUGUGGAGAUUCAUUUGGUGACGAAGUUCAACUGCUUACACACCUCGUGAAGCAUAGGGAUGUGCAGCCGCGAUAUUCUGUCUAGUGCGCGAAUUAGAUAAAUCGCCCGCGGCAUUUGCAUAACAACGUGAUAGUGAAUUAGCGCAAGCUCUUGCGCCAGUUGCUACAUGAUGAACUUGAAAAAGGGUACCAGCGAAACACAAAGGACGCGCACACAAGGAAAAGGCGUUAGACACGGAUGGACGCUGGACUUUUAGCUCUACUUUAUUGAAAUCUACGUUGCCGCACAUAACCUCCGACGCAUGCGCAUCUUUAACUGCCCCAAAGACAUGUGCAAAGAUCACAUUUCGGAGAUACGUUAUCGUGUGAAAGCAGCCGACGCAUGCAAACUUCUACUCCUCCCAAGACCUGUGGAUGAAUGUCAAUUUUUGAUGAAUCAUGUUUUACCUACUCAAUUGGUAAGCCUAUAUAAGCCUCGAUGGGCGCUUACCUAUCGAGUAGGUAAAAUAUGAUUAAUCAAAAGCUGACAUUCAUGCGUAGGUUUUGGGGAGAACCGAAGUUGAGCAUGCGUCAGCUGUUUUCGCACAGUAAUGUAUCUACGAAAUAUUUUCUUUGCACAUGUCUUGGGAGGAGUUGAAGAUGCGCAUGCGUAGGAGGUUAUGUCUGGCGAUGUAGAUUUCAAUAAAGUAGAGUUGAAAGUCCAGCGUCCGUCCGCGUCUAACGCCUUUUCCUUGUGUGCGCGUCCUUUGUGUUUCGCUGUUACCCGUUUUAAAGUGAGUGAAGCCAUCUAGGGAAACAACACUGACAUUUUUCACAGGAGUGAGCAACUAAAUGCAUCGUGCGCAGAGACCGACUUCUUUUGACAUUUAGACGGCUGAGUAAAAUGUUGGUUUAAGAAAUUACGAGACAAGACGUCCUCGCCAGAAGUACUUGUCGAGCUUGAAUGCCAAAGUACACUGCAGAACCUCGCCAGCACUCACUGUAUGUAGGGCUACAUUGUUCGCGAACGAAGCUUUGGCACUCAUCUCAGGACAAUCCCUAAUGGGCUGAUAAGUAUGUGUUUUGCGCAACUAGAAUGUUUAAAUGUCCGCAGAAGUUCUUUGACACCUCGUUUGUUUAGAGAAGUAUUUUGUCCAAGGACUGUUUCUUUGUCAACUGAAAAGUAAUCUCUGCCAUUAUUUGAGGUUCUUCAGCCCUGUUGUUUUCGGCAGACAAUCAUUGUAGGUAUUCUACAAAAGAAAAGGCACAUCUUCGGUAUAGCAAAAUUUAUUUCAUUUAAAUUUUGUUCAAAGCAUUGAAUAUUCUAGUUAUCCCAUUGGUUCUUGUAUUCUCACGAAAUACAUUUCUUCGAGACCAUAAACUAAGUGAUGACAGUUUUGAGACUGUUAAUUUCAAGUUCAAAUGAUUUGGUGCUGAUAUGUUGUCGCUCUAUAAAAUUUUACUUUUGUUUAUUAUGGUAAUACCUGUCAGAUUUAAAGAACAGUUUUCACACCCUAAGAAGUCGCAUGUUUUGACUCAGCUUGCUAUCUACUCAUAGCUGUAAAAUCUUAGUGUGAUGUGACACACAUCCGUGCGAGCUAGGCAUUACAAGUAAGAUACACGUUUUAUGCAUAUUGACGCGGGUACUUCUAUAGCUCUUUACUUUGAACGUCUUCCAACCGUUAGCAAAUGUGAAAUUACUGCU